UUUCACAGUCGGUUCUCUGACGCGAUUCGGACGUAUCUAUUCGCAAAACUUUUGACACAUACCAGAACCUGCUAGCAGUGAGCUCGAGGUGUCUUAGGAUCUCUCUUUCGACGCACUAUGGAAUCCUUGGCAAUUGACGAAGCUGACUCUACUGAAGCUAAGGUGUCACAGACGGAAACGAAUAACAAUAUAGAAGAUACAUCAUCUAAUUCACCUCCUAACCUCACUCUUCCAAGGGAGAGAUCCAAUUCCGCGGUGGUUGAUUCUAUUGGCUUGAAAAGAUACUUAGCUUCUGCAUCUGUGAUUGAUCGACGUCGGUGCAAAUCUCUAACUGCUACAGAUUACUGUACACUACCAGACAUGAAUUUGUGUAUUCCGGGAACAUCCCGAGAUGAUCAUGCAAUAAAAACAACGAACAAUAAGCGAGAAGAUAAACAAUCCAACGAGAGGGCGAAAUCACCUCUAUCGACAAUCGACGCUAUUGGCACCAUCGAAGAAAAGCCAUUGACAAACAGCCCUCCAAAACUUACUGCUUUCAUGCCAGUUGAAAAGAAUGCAGAGUGCUAUAACAUGAAUCACAAAAAUCGCGGUAAAUGCAUAAUCUUCAAUCAUGAAGAUUUCUCUUUGUCUCCACAAAUGAAACGAGUGGGUUCCGCAAAGGAUGCAGAAAGGUUGCAAAAAACUUUUGGAGACCUCGGAUUUGACGUUGAACUUCACAAUGAUUUUAAAUUUUCCGAAAUACAAGACGUGCUAAAGAGAGUGAGUCAACUCGACCAUACGGAUAAUGACUGCCUCUGUGUCAUUACAUUAACCCAUGGUCUAGAGAAGGGCAUAAUAUGCGCGAACGACGUCAUGUAUACAUCCAACGAGCUUUGGAAGCCUUUUACUGCCGAUAAAUGUUUGACGCUUGCGGGCAAACCUAAGUUGUUUUUUAUUCAAGCUUGUAGAGGCGAUGAAUCCGAUGAUGGUAUUCAACUGGUAGCCAAUCGAUCUUUAAAAAGAACGGAAACUGAUUCAGUUAAUAUAAGUUAUUCUAUUCCGAUUCACGCGGAUUUUAUGUUAGCUCACAGCUCAGUUGAAGGUUUUUAUACCUGGAGGAGUCCCUUUGAAGGAACAUGGUAUAUACAAUGCUUAUGCGACAUCUUAGAUGAAUAUGGAACAACAAUGGAUUUGAUGAAAAUGUUAACUUUAACAGCGCGAAAGGUUGCCACAGAAUUUUCUUCCGUCAAUCUCGAGCAUAGAAUUUUACACAACAAGAGGCAGGUGCCGUCAGUGACGACGAUGCUGAUCAGAUCUGUUUGUUUUCCACCAAAACCGAAGACAUAAUUUUGCAGAGAAAUUAUAAGAAAUUUUCAAAAA
Trachymyrmex septentrionalis is the source of this 1359-nucleotide messenger RNA. Its product is annotated as caspase-1-like. The coding region runs from base 118 to 1326 and encodes 402 amino acids. Lineage: Eukaryota; Metazoa; Arthropoda; Insecta; Hymenoptera; Formicidae. The record is from RefSeq and is a predicted model, not a curated record. The transcript is spliced from 7 exons. Gene Ontology annotation, cellular component: cytoplasm. Gene Ontology annotation, biological process: proteolysis; apoptotic process.